Molecule: messenger RNA, 339 nt
Organism: Entrophospora candida
Lineage: Eukaryota; Fungi; Glomeromycota; Glomeromycetes; Entrophosporales; Entrophosporaceae
Source: the annotation of a GenBank genome assembly
AUGGCAAAAAAUCGAAUUAAACAUUUGUUAAGAUGCACAGUUUUAGUUGAUAAGGGACAAACUUUUGAUAAAACUGUACAUCUCGAGAAGCGCACUGAAGGUUCUAUCCGUACCCCUUCACUCUGGAUGACAUCAGACAAAACUAUACUGCAUGCCCGUUUCACAGGUAACUGGAAUGUCGGAAUUGGCGAGACUGUUACUCAGCUUUCGUUGAAUAAAUGGCAUCAUAUAAGUUACACCCUUUCUGAUUCCGAAAAAAGAUUAGACAUCUACAUAGAUUGUUUAUGGGCCGGAUACUAUGACAUCCAGAAUGUUCAAAGCGCAAAAGGUUCUGUUUAA